UCAGUCAAAGGGCAGGACUGAUGUCGGCUCAAUGGUGGACUGAUUAUCCCCUACCUAUACCGACACUCUCUCACUUCCUACCGCUGUUCUCUCCGACAUAUCCACAUACAGCCGCAGCACAUCCAACAGCAGACUGGCCCAGUCCCCUUCUUUUUGUUCUGUUCUUGCCUCCCGCUGUUUUUUCUGGGAGACCCGGAAUUGUUCCUUCUCCGCUACACCAUUCUUGAAUUCAAAGCUCCGAUUUUGCGCUCUCAGUAUCGUUUGGAGCUCAUGUCUCUGGUCAGUGGUUCAGUGCCAGUUUCCGAGGAGAUGGGGGUCGAGGAGACCAAGGAAGUGGGGGAGAACAGUGGGACUGCGGCCGUGGAGGUGAAAGCAGAUGAGAGGGUCGAUGGUGGCGGAGAGAAUGACACUGAUGAUGAAGCCAGAGAGGAAGAAGAUGAGGAAGGGAGUAAGUUGCAGCUGGGUCCUCGGAUCUCCCUCAAACAGCAUCUCGAGAAAGACAAGGACGAUGAGAGCCUUAGGAGAUGGAAGGAGAAGCUUCUUGGGAGUGUGGAUUUCGACCACAUUGGAGAAUCUUUUGAACCGGAAGUGAAGAUCCUCAGCCUUGCAAUCAUUUCUCCUGGUAGGCCCAAUAUAAUCCUCCCUGUUCCCGAGAAUGGCAACCCUAACGGCCUUUGGUUUACAUUAAAAGAAGGGAGCAGCUACAGGUUGAAAUUUACCUUUAAGGUCAGCAACAACAUUGUAUCCGGCCUGAAGUACGUUAACACCGUUUGGAAAUCUGGUCUCAAAGUGGACAGCACGAAAGAGAUGCUUGGGACCUUUAGCCCUGAGUUGGAGCCUUACACUCACAUGAUGCAUGAAGAGACAACUCCUUCAGGCAUUUUGGCGAGAGGAUCGUACUCUGCAAGAUCCAAGUUUCUUGAUGAUGAUGACAAGUGCUACUUGGAGAUCAAUUACACUUUCGCCAUUCAGAAGGACUGGGCCUCUUCUUAGAACUGACAACACAGUCCUGACGAGCUCCAGCCUCCUGGUAUGCUGAUUCCUGUGUGGUCCGCAGAUUUCUUCAACUCCCUCCUUAGAAGUUGUGAACAGUGUGAUCUGUCCGGUUAGGUCACUGUAUAGUUGAACAUCGACAUUAAUCCAAGUAAACUAAUGCUGGUAUUCGCCAUAUAUUAGAUUGCUGAACAGGUUGUGUUCGAGUGAGACCAUUGAACCUAUUGUGAAUUGAGGAUGGAGGUGAUUGAUUGGUCUGUUUGGUUCUAGCAAUAGACGCUUCAUACUGUCAA
Molecule: messenger RNA, 1286 nt
Organism: Punica granatum (pomegranate)
Lineage: Eukaryota; Viridiplantae; Streptophyta; Magnoliopsida; Myrtales; Lythraceae
Source: RefSeq, a predicted model, not a curated record